This is a messenger RNA of Symbiodinium natans, 483 nucleotides long. NCBI's taxonomy places the organism in Eukaryota, Dinophyceae, Suessiales, Symbiodiniaceae. The record is from the annotation of a GenBank genome assembly.
AUGGCCAACACACUCGAGAUUAUUGGUGGCUGCAGCGCCACCACAACCAGAAUGAUCUUAAAGCGGGAGAUGGAGAGAUUUGGCAGCGUCGACGUUUGCCAUAUGGGAAACCGCGAUAAUAUCGAGAAGGAGCCACCAUGGGUACGCUUCUCAGACUCAAAGGCGGCCGAGGCUGCACUGGAGGCGAUAUCAACAGGGCAGGUAGUGAUUGAUGGCAUCAUCAUCAAAGCUUCCAAGAGUGCGAGAAGAGGCCCACCGCUGGUGUCCCGGCAGCCUCGCGACAUGGAAAUGGGUAGCCGCGAUUUGUUCCUGCAGCGCCAAGGGCAGUCCGACGGCGGGGGGCAUGGCGGGCAUGGCGGACGACGGCCGAGGAGUAGGAGCCGAAGUCGCGGGGGUGGGAGACGCGAUCGCCGCCCACGUCGCUCCCGGUCUCGUCGACGUCGCAGCGACUCCAAACGACGGCGGAGCAGAAGCAGGAGCUGA